Triplophysa dalaica is the source of this 1398-nucleotide messenger RNA. It is a transcript of the gene diabloa, whose product is annotated as diablo, IAP-binding mitochondrial protein a. Bases 106 to 894 code for a protein of 262 amino acids. Gene Ontology annotation, cellular component: mitochondrion. The transcript has 6 exons. The record is from RefSeq and is a predicted model, not a curated record. Lineage: Eukaryota; Metazoa; Chordata; Actinopteri; Cypriniformes; Nemacheilidae. Gene Ontology annotation, biological process: intrinsic apoptotic signaling pathway in response to oxidative stress; neuron apoptotic process.
ACCAUUACACAUCGAAGACUAACUGAAAGCUUACAUAUUAAGACAAUCUCACACUAGGGAUAAUCUUUAUAUUAUUUUUCGUUUGUUAAGGACUUAAACGGCAAUAUGAUGGCUUUUAAAAACUGCGGCGUGUGCGCUGGUGGGAAUCUUCUAAAGGGACGGACCGACUUCCUGGUUGCCCGGAGAAACAUGGCGGCGCUGCGGUUGAGUGCUGCAGUUCAACUCCUGAAGGACAAAGCAAAUGUGCUCUGGAGCAGUUCCCUUCAGCAGCAGCGCCUGCUGCGACUGCCCCAGGUCUCGCGAUGCAGCGCGGUCGCUUUCAGUGUCGGCAGCGGACUCUGUGCGGUCCCCAUUACGCAUCAGCAAGUGGAAAAUCUCUCGCAUGAAUCUCUCAUACGUCGGGCUUCUUGUCUGGUCACAGACAGCGCCAACACGCACCUCUCUCAGACCACGUUGGCACUGGUGGAUGCCCUAACACAAUAUGCCAAAGCACUACACACUCUCAUUGCCCUUCAGAAGCGAUACAUAGCCUCAAUAGGCAAACUCUCCCCCGCUGAAGAUGACAGCAUUUGGCAGGUGAUCAUUGGCCAGCGAGUGGAGGUUGGUGAUAGACUAGAGGAUUGUAACCGGUUUGAGUCAAACUGGAUAAAUGCAAUCAACAUCUGUGAAUUGUCAGCAGAGGCAGCGUACAAUUCAGGAGCGGAGCAUGCAUGUACAGCUACCAGGACUAACCUGCAGGUGGCACAGACCAAAGUGGAUGAGGUUAAAGAGAUCUCAAAAGAAGCCCAGAAAAAAUUGGCAGAGACUAAAGCAGAAGAAAUCCAGAGAAUGGCGGAAUAUUCCUCCAGCAUUUACCUGGAAAGCGUUCCAGAGGCCUACCUUCGCGAAGACUAGAUUGAUAUGACGAGAUAGUCGCUCAUUAUGCUGUUAAAUCAUUUAAAUCAUAUGGUUAUUGAAUUUGCCAUUUCUUUCAAAGCAAAUUGUGAGAGUCAUUAAAAUGUAAAUAUUCUAGUGCAUUUCAUUACUCAUUUAGUGAAGAAUAAAUUGAAGGUGUUCAAAUAAUUGAUCAUGCGGCUUUUAAGAUGCAUUGAAAGAUAUUCGGAAAAUGUAUGAAAAACAGUUAUAAAGAUUGCAUGGAAAUUAUAUUGAUUUGAUAUUUAUUUACAUAUAUAUAUUUUUUUUUCGUAUUUUAUUUUUGUGUACAUUUGUCAUUGUAAUGCUAAAUAUACAAAAGGAUUUUAUAUUAGUCCUUAAAGGUAUUAAAUUGUAAUGUUGCAAUUAGACUGUGUUGUUCUGUUCCUUAAAAGGUCACAUAAUUAAACGGAUGUUAUUUAUUACCUUCAUUGAUUUGAUGUCAAGUCUCUGAAAAUGUGAAAUGUAAUAAAUAGUUGUAUUGUU